Messenger RNA from Thrips palmi, 3299 nucleotides. RefSeq lists its product as uncharacterized. The transcript is spliced from 19 exons. NCBI's taxonomy places the organism in Eukaryota, Metazoa, Arthropoda, Insecta, Thysanoptera, Thripidae. The record is from RefSeq and is a predicted model, not a curated record. The coding region runs from base 156 to 3209 and encodes 1017 amino acids. Gene Ontology annotation, biological process: DNA damage checkpoint signaling; DNA repair.
GCUUCGUUUCACUUUCAUUUCAGUUUGAUCGCUUGUUUUGAAAACUACAGUGUAGUUUUUCUUCUCAAAGUGGUGGAAAUCGGUCGGGAGCUGUAGACAAGGCCAGUUAUUCUUUGUCUCUUCCUUCCUAAAUAACUGUCACUUUCAUGCAGUGAAUGAAGAUUCAUAUUCACUGUCUUAAACCCCCAUUUCCCCCUUCAUCAUUCUCUAUGUCGGAUAAGAAAUCAAAUGACUCCAAGAGUAAUGGCUGGAAUGAUUGGGCCAACAAGAAAAAUGAUUGGAAUAUCUCAAACAGCAAACGCCCUAAACUAGAUAUUCACAAAAACCACUUAAGCCAAACAUCAUCUAAUUCCAAGAACACCCUGCAAGCUGGUACUUCCACUGGCCCUGGUCGAUCUGGUAGCUUCCGCAGGACAAAUUCACUGCCUACUUCCUCUAGCACGUCCCCUCAGAAAGAUGUGCCAGUCAACCAGGAGGAAUUUGAUGCUAUGGAAGCAAUAGCUAUGGCAGAAGCAGCAGCUGCCAUUGAGUUAGAAAUGGCAAAAAAAGAUCAGCGUAACCUGCCGUCAACAUCCUCAAAGAAUCCCUUGGACAAGGUUGAUUUUAAGAAAAAUGGCAGCAGUGGGUUUGAAAUAUUAUUUUGUGAAGAGAUUGCUGAAGAAGACGUUGAGGAAUGUAUGCUACUUGCAUCUCAAGAAAUUCAAGCAAGUCAGAAUGCGCCUCCUGUUGCCGAUUCCUCAUUCUCUCAAGCCUAUAAUAUAUUUUCCAAAGGCAUUGAUACACAUUCAUCAAUAUUAGAACCUGGCUUUAAAAAACCUCAACCUCCCAACAAAAUAACUCAAAAUAAUGCUGCUCAUUCAAGUUUGAAGACCGCAAAUGUCAGACCAACUGCCCCCCCUCGUCCUGUAACUAAUCGAAACACAUUUGCCCCGCCUGUACCCAAAUUUAAUAAUGUCGCUGCUCAAGCUAGGAAUCCAAUUACUAGUUUUCCAAAAUUGUCAACAACCAGCAAUCCUCAAGCAGAAGCUGAAGUGAGGCGGUUAGAGAAGGAAAGAGAAAAAGAUCAAGAAGCAUUAAAAAGAUUGCAGGAGCUUGUCCGAGACAAAGAGGGAGAGGCAUCCAUCCUUAGAUGCCAACUAAAAACAGUAUUGGUUGAGAAGGAUCGAGAAAAGUCAAGAAGUAAGCGGAGUGCACAAACAAGUGAAAAGCAGUUCCAAGACCAGUUGAAUGAGCUGAUAAAGAAAAAUGAAUCUUUGGAGAUGAAGUUAAGGUUUGAGGAAGCUGAAAAAAAAACUGCGUUGGAACGAGUUAAACUCUUGACAAACAACAGUGAGCGUUUGAGAGUAGUUGAACCCAGAAGUCCAAGAACAACUUCAUCUCAAUUUCAAGCUGCUCACUCUUCUAAGACUCCUAACCGACAGAAGCACACAAGUGCAUUUAUGAACAGAUCUACCUUUGAGGAACAUUUGCAUUCUCAAGCACCCUCCACUAAACGGCCCAGAUUAAAUGACGAUGAAGAAAUGCUGGAUUCAGAUUGUAUGCAAGGAAUAGAGCCAAUUCCAAUUCCUAAAGAAGUGCGACCUGAAAUGAAAAGUGUUGGGGAACAAACAUCAUUUAAUGAUGAUGGAGGAACCCUAGCUCAAAUAAUUACUCCACUAACCAUGCAGCAGAUUUUGUCCGAAAGAUUAAGUGGAAUCCAUCUUUCUACAGAAGCUUCUAAAUCAGAACUUUGGAAACAUGAAGAUUCCUGUAUAGAUGAGACUGAAACUAUACCGACUUUAAGGCGUCUUAAAGAAGAGUCAAGGUCUCGAAAGAGGCGUGUGGCAUUAGAUGGCCCUCAUAGACCAAGCUUUCUUAAUUGUGCCCCAAGUUUACAACAUUUAAUGAGCUGGAAUGAUCCAGUAGUAGAUUGCCUACCUACCAGAGCAUCUAUUUGUGAGAUAGUUGAAGAAUUUUCUGGAAUCUUACAUUAUAAUCUCUUGUUACUGCAAGAUAUUAGUCGCCCAUCAGACAAGGAACUUAGGGAUAGAGAUCAAGAAAUUGUAAGUCGUGGUAUAGAGGUUGUACCAUUGAAAAAUUUUGAUCUUCUCGAUGAAAGGCAAUGGUACAAGGAGGAACACGGUGUUGAACUUCGGAGAUCCCUUGGGAUAGCAUGUGAAAUAGCAUCAGUGUCUAAAUUUGCUGCCUCUCUUGUAACAGGAAAUAUAGAUCCAAGUGAAGUUUCCCUGAAGAGGCACAAGUUUACUGAGUUACCAGAGUAUGCUUUCCUGAGACAAAGCGCCACAAGUGAAGAAGGGGAUAGUUUCUACAUUUUAAGAGUAAUCUGUGAUAUUUGUACUGUUAUAGAAAAACAGAAACUUACGAUUGCUUUCAACGGGGUGCUUGCUGGUAUUUUGACUCUUCUUAAAAAUUGUGCAGAGCACAAAGUAGUGGAAGGAAGGAGUCAAAGCUACUUCCUUGAUGUAAUACGUCGGGUAUUGAUUGCUAGACCAUCAAGCACAGUUCUGCUUUUAUUGAUGGAUCUUCUGAUUUCUGUUAGCAAUUGUGAAGGCAUCAUCAAAGGUUUAUGCAUCAAAUGUGGUGAAGAUGACAAUGUUUUUGAAUCAUUGGAAGGAUUAUGUACUUUUUCACAAGACACGUGUCCCCUUCAAAUGCUCUUCAUACAACUGCGACUGGUCUCUGAGGCAAACCGUUGGCGCCUUGUCGACAGUGUCUCCAGAUGGGUUCAUAAUGUGAUUGCAGCUGGUCCUGCUGCACCAUCUUGGAUUUUAUCUGUUCCUGGCAGUAGUGAAGUUUCGCACAUAGAGUGUUGUGCGCGCUUCACAUCUACUCUCAUUAUGCUGUUAUUUGAUGUGUUUGAAAUGCUUCAAAACAUUGUUGAAGAAAGAGAAUUACCUUCCUCUUCGAUUUCUUCAUCAACGAAAGAUGAGGUGUUGAUUCGCAUUAUGAGAAGAAGUAUUGUGAUACUGCUCAAACUUGUGGAGAAUAAUAUGUUUAGAUUCAUGGGCCGUGUUGAAGGGCUUUAUGAGAUCCUUGUACAAGGCAUUGGACGCUUGAAAAAGUAUCUCCAUCUCUCUCCAUUGAUGGAGAGAUACUUGGAAGACCUCCUACGAUCAGAGGAAGACAUCACAUCUGAAUCAAUGACAUCUGAAGAUCCCUUCUGUGCCUCAUAUUUAAAUAAUGUUACUAAUAUUCUUAAACUAUCAUGAUCGCCUAUGUACCAUGCCCAUAAAUCAUUCUAGUCAAAAUACCUUUCUGGCAUCUUAGUGACAAUAAAUUAUUAUAUUAGGUGACAGUUA